Molecule: messenger RNA, 1068 nt
Organism: Phytophthora infestans T30-4
Lineage: Eukaryota; Oomycota; Peronosporomycetes; Peronosporales; Peronosporaceae
Product: Mitochondrial Carrier (MC) Family
Exons: 1
Coding region: 1-1068 (355 amino acids)
Biological process (GO): transmembrane transport
Molecular function (GO): transmembrane transporter activity
Source: RefSeq, a predicted model, not a curated record
AUGACGCUCCGGAACCAGGAGAUGGGGUGCACGCCACCUCGCGAGCCGCGAUUCAGAGGACGCGCGUCACUCUGCAAUUGGCAUCCUCGCGCGCAAAGCAACGCCCGGACACCCGCCUCAUUUACGCCCUCGCCAACUUCAAUGGAGUCCUCGUCCAAUCUGGCCCAGCUGCGUCCGCACAAGACGCGUGAGCUGCUCGCGGCUGCUCCCAAGGUGGCGCGCGCGCACCAGCAGAGCAUCUUCCAGAGCAUGUGGAUUGGCGCUACCGCCGGCAUGGGCGGCAUCAUCGCCGUGUACCCCGUGGACGUGGUCAAGACGCGCAUGCAGAACAGCCGGGUAGCCACUAGCGCCGUGCAGACGCUCACCACCAUCUUCCGAAAGGAGGGUGUUGGCUCCUUCUACAAGGGCCUGGGCCCGCAGCUUUGCGGCACCAUUCCGGACAAGGCUGUGUCCCUCGCUACGCGUGAGUUUGUCAAGAGCUUCUUCGACAAGCCCAACGAGUUCAAGGCCUCGUUCACGUCUGCGGCUGUCUCGGGUGUCAUGCAGUCCAUUGUCAUGAACCCUGUCGAAGUCGUUAAGGUGCGCAUGCAACUGGACAGCACGUUGAAGCCGCUCGGAGUCAUCCGCGAGCUGGGAAUGCAGGGUCUUUACCGAGGAUACACAGCCUGCCUCUCUCGAGACGUUAUGUUCGCCUCCACGUACUUCACGCUGUACGAUAUGGCCAAGACGCAGCUGGGAGUGCAGGACGGCACGUCGCUCGGCUGGUCGAUGGUCGCAGCCUCGACGGCUGGAAUUCCCGCUGCCUUCCUGUCGACGCCUCUGGAUCUACUGAAGACACGCAUGCAGUCGCGUGACGCCACGGUCCACGGCCUCAUGAACACGUACAGACAGGUGACUGCUCAAGGCGGCGUCGGCGCGCUCUUCUCCGGCUGGGGGCCUCGAGUGACCCGCAUUGCGCCACAGUUUGGUAUCGUACUGGUGUCCUUCGACUGGCUGUCGCACCGCUUUAGCCCCGCUGUUGAGCACCUUCCUGAGCCUGCAGACACAGACGCGUACGCCGACUACUAA